Molecule: messenger RNA, 3921 nt
Organism: Suillus paluster
Lineage: Eukaryota; Fungi; Basidiomycota; Agaricomycetes; Boletales; Suillaceae
Exons: 12
Coding region: 1-3921 (1306 amino acids)
Source: RefSeq, a predicted model, not a curated record
AUGUCACCUGGUGGCGCACAACCGAGCCAGCCAAACUCAUCAUCUACUCCGCCACACCCCAAUGUACCAGCUCAAGCUGUGAGCUCAAUAAAAACUACCCCAAACAGUCGCGGGGCUGCUACUGUCAGUGAACACAUUGGCCUGGUUGGUACUCGGGUUAAUCAAGUCCGCCCAUGGGUUCAGCGUGACAUCGAGAAGGCUGAGAGAUGCCACAUAGAUAAGAUGCUAGAAGUCCUCUUGCAGCGCGCUUCUCUCGAUCCGAAGACUGAACAGCCUGACCUCCUGGGAAGGUGUCUCCAGGCCAUUCUAUCAGUUUGCAAUUGGACUGCAACACCCGCUGGUAAAGCCCCUGAUAAAGACUUUCAUUCUUCUUGCAUCAAGGACGCCCUUGACAAAUAUGUGUUGAAAGGAGUCGAAGAGGACUACUAUGAGCCUUUCAUCACAGCCACCAACAUUGCGCUGGCUUGUCUUGACAAUAUCAAGAUCGAAGGAAUGCGUGCUACUUCGGGCAAGCCAGAUAUUGUCUUGCAGAUGAAUGAUAUCGAAAUGACCCAAUCCCACCAGAACACAACAUUGCAACAGCGGCCCGAUGUCGUCAUACUUCCUUUGCAAAGCUCACUCGACGCCUUCCAAGAUGGUGAUAUAUUUGGAGAUGCAGAGCACAUCCUCAAGAAUACAAUCAAGGAACCGAAAGCAAAACUCCUUUGGAAAAAUGUGCUGGCAUUGAUCGAGUUCAAGAGAAAGAUGAAGAAGUAUCUUCGUGUCCCCUCUUCGUAUGACGUGAAGAGUUAUGUCCCUACAAAGCCAGAAUAUCUGGGAGUAGAAACUCCUGCCACCGACGCCCCCAAGACCCCAGCGUCAGGCCCUUUGCAGACCCAAGCAGAACAACCUAAAGCUGCCCCUCCAACUAUAUGCCGUUCGAACUGUCUUAUUGCACAGUCCCCGGCCACGACCAGUAACUCCAGUUCCAAGCGCAAGGCAGAGGAACCUUUGCAAUGCACUGGCAAGCGAACCAAGACCGGCGAGACAGAGCCCAAGUUAGAUGUGACUGUCCAAACAGGACUAUAUGCUGCCGAAAUGUUCGCAGCAAAUAUUGCAGUCAAACAUCUCCUUAAUCUUAUUAUCAUCGAAGUUGAGCAAGGAGGUUCACACACGUUGAAAUCGGACGACAAGGAAGGAAGUUCUCAAAUGUUGGAAGUCGACGGUGUGGAUCUUCUCUUCCACACCAGCGACAAAGCAAGAGUCACUCACUACAGACUGAAAGGACGGGCCACAAAUGUGGUCCCGGUUACCAGUGAAUACCUAGCUAAGAAAUACCCUGAGGUACAGAAAGAUGGAAUGGUGGCCAAAAUAUUCUGGGCAGAGGAGGGACGGACUAGCGAGCCAGAGAUCUUGAAAAAGGUUGAAGAGAUCGCCAAGACGAAGAAGGUCGUGGAAGGCCAUACACCUCACCUGCUUUGGCACCACGAGUUCAAAAAUCCUACCUCCGCAAUCCAAGAAGCACUUGGUGUUCCAGAAUACAAGAAGGGUAGCCGCAUGCUCUACGUUCUCGUUUUCCGCAGACUCCAACCCAUCACAAACCUCGAAGGCGAACGUCUUUUCGAUGUGUGGCAUCAAUGCAUCUUGUGCCAUCUUGCUCUCUGGAAAGGAGGAGUUCAUCACCGAGAUGUCAGCCCUCCUAACAUGAUGUUUUACGAGACCGAUAAAGGCAUCCUUAUGGGUGUCUUAAACAACUUUGAUCUAUCAUUGUUGGCGACCACAAAGGGGCCUCUAGGCAAUGAGCGCACAGGCACAGUGCCAUUCAUGGCGCUCAAUCUUCUCACCGAAGAAGGUCUACGAGGCGAAGUCGAGCACUUGUAUCAUCACGAUCUUGAGUCCUUCAUGUGGGUUCUCGUCUGGGUCUGCUUGCAUUACAGGAAGGGAGUCCUCUUACCCCCCAAAACUCGCCCUUUGGAUGCAUGGGCAACUACAGAGGCUAAGGCAUGUGGCAAGAAGAAGUACUAUUUUAUAGGUCGUAUUUCGCGUUACCGAACCGUGGACAUUGACUCGCGUAUGUGGGAUUUGGUGUUGGACUGUCUCAAUAUUCUUGACAUGGACACCUACAAUCGACAACAACAAUUGAGAUUAGGGGUAGACAAUGCCCAGGAAUCAGAAGCAGAUAUGGAUGAGUUUCUACACAGAUUUACAUCUACCAAAAGCUGGAUUAGCCUCACCGAGGAUUUACCACGGACACAAUUCCAUCUUCUAUUCUUUUUCGUAAACCACCCCGACUCAUUAGUCCUAAGACCUGGAUCUGUUUUCAUUGCAACCCAGCACGUGACCUACAACGCAUGCAAUUUCCUUUUUGAUAUGGCUCACACCAGGCGGACCAAAAUAAAGUCUACCGGAGGGCCUGCGAAACAUGGUGUACUACCUGGUUCCCUCAGGCAUGUCCCUGUUCACAAUGGCAAAGUGCUCAUCGAAAGUGUAUAUCCCAACAUGUUACCGAGUGGGUUGUCAAAGACAAUAACGAGUGGGAUUAAAGGCCCACUGAAGCCUCAACAUUGGAACAUCUGGUGCUUGUUGUGCCGCGAUGGCGCUCCACAGAUGUAUGAGUGCUCAUUUUGCCCACGCACCAUAUGCGAACGCUGUCUUGCCAUCCCGGAAGAGUCAUGGGAGUAUAUCAACAGCGACGAUAUUUUUUUCAGAUGCCCAGGUUGCCACGAAGUUCGCAAUAAAUGGGAUAGGAAGGGCAUCAUUACACUGUACUCUGGUUUUGAGGACGCUGAAGGGAAGCCCGCGCUGGCGAGGCCUGUCACUAUCCAUGGCCACAUUGAGCUGACCAGUCGGUCAGAGGUAUGCACCAUGCCGGUUCUGGUUCUCAUUCUCAACUUUGUCCUCGAUGGUGUUGAUGUCCUUGGGUCACCUGCACACAUCAUGCGAGAUGCACUGCAUCCAUACGUUGCUGCAGAUUACCAUGAAAUCAUCUUCGACGUCAGAACAGUUUCCAAGGCCAAGAACCACGCUAAGUUAAUGACGAAGCUCGCAAAUGAACUAGGAUCAUGUUGUUAUGAUCGUGUCAAGGUCUUUGUCCACUCUCACUCAGAGACCACACGAGGUGACCUUUGGGGAGGGUUCAAGAACAGCAAGAACAAAGGUGAGCGAGGGGAACCUGUCGCCUAUGCAAUCAACGACUUUUUUGCGCUAGUCUUCGUCAACGGCAUGGAAAACUUUCUGCAGGGAAGCACGCUGUGGAUGUUGGUGUGCAGCCAUAUGGUACGCAAAGUUGACGCCUUUGACAAUUUCAAAGCUUGUACCAAAAGUUAUGAAGUCCAACACGCUUUUGCAUUCGGUGCUGAGCACUUUCAUGCAUGCCUUAUCACGGCGUUCAACAUCGCUUAUGUCAGUCGUGUUCUCGUUGAAGGCUUCGAGGUACAGGACACCAUGCAGGAUCUUCUGGUAGCGUCCUUUCAACUCGGCAUGCACAGUUCCGUAAUACAUGUCCAUAUCACAAAUGCUUUCCGUCGUCGCCCACCUACUGUCUCCGAAUACAACAAAGGGGCCCUGUAUGUCGACGAAAAGGCCUCCAUGAUCACAUCGAUGUACACAUACUUCAACGAGAACCAGCGUCCUUGGGGAAACCCUCUACCAUAUCAAUGUUCGGACUGCAACUGUGUUCGUCCUUGGAACCGCAGCACUCGCUCUAUGUCCGAUGAUGUCAAGUUCUCUUGCAAGAACUGCAGUUUCAUCCUUACCUAUACGAAACCCGACCAGACAAAAAUCAUCCUAUUCACCGAUGGUUAUCAGGGAACUAGCAAUGCCAGUGGGAAGCUAACGAAAAAAGGCUGCGGCACCGGUUGUGGGUGGCUGGUGCUUGUAGCAAACGAGCCUGGUGUGCCAGCUGUUGCUCAAUCAAGAACCCAUGCCGCUGCGGACCAUUGA